Gymnodraco acuticeps is the source of this 1217-nucleotide messenger RNA. RefSeq lists its product as uncharacterized. The transcript has 7 exons. NCBI's taxonomy places the organism in Eukaryota, Metazoa, Chordata, Actinopteri, Perciformes, Bathydraconidae. The record is from RefSeq and is a predicted model, not a curated record. Bases 534 to 1217 code for a protein of 227 amino acids.
GAGCUGAUCAGGGCGGUAGUUGACAUGGAGGAGUAAGGAUAUGACCUGGCAGCCUCAGAUGUACAGGCCCCUCUCCCACUCCAUCCGCCUCCCGCCGCCCCCUCCUCGGCACCACAGAAGGGGGCUGGUGUCUCUGCUUUGCUGGGCGAGCCCACGGACGAGGAGCUGCUGGAGGCCACGCAGGAACAGGACCACGCCCUGCGACCUCCAGCAGUAGUCCAGCCUGCACCAGCUCCCUCCUCGCUACCGCAGCCACGGCUUCCCCCGGAGCUGCUCCCGGACAGGAGGAGUUGCCGGGGCCAGCCUUCCUCCCUCCUCCGCCACGUGAGCUGCUGCCCGUGUCCUGGCGGGCAGCUCUCACUGUGGAGCAGCAGCAGUGGAUUGGUCGGGUGCUGUUCACCAGGGACCAGUGGGGGAGGCCGAGCCUCAUCCCAGACUUGAAUCUGUGGUGGAACCCCCCCCAAUCCCGGCCGAUCUACCACCAGCCUCCCGCGUCCCCCGACCCCUUCUUUGCAUGUCGGCUGUUUCUCUGGAUGCCACACCGGAUCUGGCGUCUGCAGCUGACAUGCCCCCAGCCUUCAUGCACCGGGUCCAUGGUGAAGGCUGGGCUGUACAGGACCAUCCGGAGGGUCCUGGACAUCGACGGCUGGUAUCUCAUGGCCACCGAGUACCUGGAGUGCCUUCGAUGCAAGAAGAAGGUCGGCGGGUGGUCACAGGGCAUCAUCAGGCAGCUGGCCCCCACCUACAGCCGCCAGUUCCCAGCAGUACUUACGUACAAGCUGUCCUGUGACCAUAGGGUGGUUACCCAGCUGAAGUCCCGCACUCUGGGCAACAGUGCCACUCAGCUGUGUAACACCCUGCGGGAGCAGCAUUUGGAUGCCCGGAUGCGGAGAGCGAUCCAGUACCUCGGCGUGUGCGAGCAGUUCCUGGCCUUGUGCAGCGUGAGGGGGCAGUUUCCACCACCGCCCACAAUGCCCACUCUGCCCUCACCCAUCUGGCUGCUGACGGUCUACGGCUACGACAUAAUGACGCGGCUGGAUGAGUACAAGGCCAGGAUCACGUCCACCUUCGGAUCCAUCCUGAAGAUGGAUUCCACCAAGAAGGUGACGAAGAAGCUCAGCCGGGCAUUCCAUAAGGAGGGUCAGGAACUCACGCUUGGGACCACCAUUGUCCCCUCCAUCCUCAGUGUGUCCCUCAUCAUCAGUGAACUUAACUGA